CAGAUUAAGACCAGAAGACCCCCCUGAUACUUUGGGUCCCUGAGCCUGUGCCCAGUAAGCCAAUUCGGUUAUCCAUCCAUCCAUGGGUGAAUGGUGCAGUUUAUGGACUUUACGGGGUUCACUGUACACUGCCUCUGCGUUAAGUCUAACAUCUGAUGGCAGUAGCCGGGGCCCCAGCACAAUCCUUGACAGACUGGAAAACUGGUCUGUGUGACUGCUUUGAGGACUGCAAUACUUGUUGCUAUGGUUUCUGGUGCUGCCCUUGCCUGGCCUGCACAGUGGCAGGAAAAUUUGGAGAGAACCCUUGUUUCCCGUUGUGUGACCUAUGCAGCCCUGCCGUUCUAUCAGCAGUCUGUGGGAUACCUCUAUGUGUACCUCCAGCAGUCCUUUCUAUACGGGCUGGUAUGCGACACAAAUAUGGUAUCAAGGGUUCUCUCUGCCUGGACGUCCAGAUUUCCUGUUUCUGCUCCUGGUGCUCCUGGUGCCAGAUGCAGCGGGAGUUAAUACAUCGCAGUAAACCUCCCACUGUCAUCAAUAUGUUUAAUCAAAACGCCAUACACGUACAAGUACAGCCUCCUCCAGUGAUGUUGGCUCAUGGACACCCAAAUCACGCUUUUGUGAACCACAGAGACCCAGUUUUUGUGAACCAACCACACGGCGUCAGGGCAGCGCACUGAUCUCUGUGGCUCCUCUUUAGUCUGAUGUGUCUUGUGAAGGUCUGUGUCUGUAAUCAUAUUAGAUGACCCGAAACAGUUGGAAAAAAAUUCCAAGUACAGCUGUCAAUAAGCAGCUCUGCUCAAACUUCCUUCUAAAAGCAAAACAUGGUCACGUCUCUUGCUUUCACUUCUUAACUGUUUGUCAAUAGUGCUUUGAAGAUUAAGGAAAUUUUCUUAUGACGUCCAAAUUAAUUGUUAGUUGUUGCUGACUGAUGCUGAGACUUGUAGCAGACAUACUGGUGUAUGUUAAAGAAGAGA
This is a messenger RNA of Epinephelus fuscoguttatus (brown-marbled grouper), 974 nucleotides long. RefSeq names its product placenta-specific gene 8 protein-like. NCBI's taxonomy places the organism in Eukaryota, Metazoa, Chordata, Actinopteri, Perciformes, Serranidae. The record is from RefSeq and is a predicted model, not a curated record. The transcript is spliced from 4 exons. Bases 156 to 677 code for a protein of 173 amino acids.